Molecule: messenger RNA, 3215 nt
Organism: Dicentrarchus labrax (European seabass)
Lineage: Eukaryota; Metazoa; Chordata; Actinopteri; Moronidae
Gene: gpt2
Product: glutamic pyruvate transaminase (alanine aminotransferase) 2
Exons: 11
Coding region: 191-1873 (560 amino acids)
Biological process (GO): biosynthetic process
Molecular function (GO): L-alanine:2-oxoglutarate transaminase activity; pyridoxal phosphate binding
Source: RefSeq, a predicted model, not a curated record
GGUGUGAUUUGAUGACAGUGUCAGAGAGGAGCGAGGGCGGUGAGUCAGCGGAACACACGUUAUAUUUAUCUCCGUUUCCCCCGCGGUAUAAUGGCCGUACCACCGAUGUACUGCCAAUACUAACCAAUACUAACCAAUACGAACCAAUUGUCUUUGAUUGAUGAACCGUCGAGCCCGGCUCUGAGGAAACAUGCAUCGCCUCCAGCUCUUUAUACAUCGGUCUGCCCCGGUUCCCCUCCGGUCGACGUCUCUGUAUUCACAUUUAUGGCAGCAUGCUCGGUUUAAAACGCAGGGCCCUACGGAGCAGUACGGACUGAAACGGUUCAGCACGGCAGAGGCCACCGUGGAGACAAGCGACCCGGCCAGGAUGCGAGAGAAGACCCUUACCAUGGCGACCCUAAACCCGCAGGUGAAGGCGGUGGAGUACGCCGUGAGAGGACCCAUCGUUAUUAAGGCGGGAGAUAUAGAGAGGGGGCUACAGCAGGGAGUGAAACAGCCUUUCACGGAGGUCAUCAAAGCCAACAUCGGGGAUGCCCACGCCAUGGGCCAGCAGCCAAUCACCUUCGUCCGUCAGGUGGUGGCUCUGUGUUGUUUCCCAGAGCUGUUGGACAGUCCGACUUUCCCUGAUGAUGCCAAGCAACGAGCCCAGCGCAUCCUACAGGACUGCGGAGGACGCAGCUUAGGCUCGUACAGUGCCAGCCAGGGAGUGGAGUGUGUCCGCAAGGACAUCGCUGACUACAUAACACACAGAGACCAGGGCGUACCCUCUGACUGGAACAACAUCUACCUCACCACAGGCGCCAGUGAUGGCAUCAUGAGCAUCCUGAAGCUGCUAGUAUCGGGUCAGGGCCGCUCCAGGACAGGUGUAAUGAUCCCCAUCCCUCAGUACCCGCUGUACUCUGCAGCCAUCUCAGAGUUAGAGGCAGUGCGCAUUAACUACUACCUGGAUGAGGCCAAUUGCUGGGCGCUAGAUAUUGAGGAACUUCAGCGAGCUUACCUGACGGCCAAGGAGCACUGCCAGCCCAAAGUCCUCUGCAUCAUCAACCCUGGAAACCCCACCGGUCAGGUGCAGAGUAAGAAGUGUAUAGAGGAGGUGCUCCACUUCGCCUAUGAAGAGAAUCUUUUUGUCAUGGCUGACGAGGUUUAUCAGGAUAACGUUUACUCCUCAGACUGUCAGUUCCACUCCUUUAAGAAGGUCCUCUAUGAGAUGGGCCCUGAGUACUUCAACAAUGUGGAGCUGGCCUCCUUCCACUCCACCUCCAAGGGCUAUACAGGAGAGUGUGGUUUCCGUGGAGGCUACAUGGAGGUGUUGAACAUGGAUACACAGGUGAUGGCUCAGCUAGUCAAACUGCUGUCCGUUCGCCUCUGCCCUCCCGUCUCAGGACAGGCCGCAAUGGACGUCAUAGUGAAUCCCCCCAGAGAGCAUGAGCCCUCGUACGCUCAGUUUACUAAGGAAAAGAGCUCAGUCCUCGACGCUCUGGCUCACAAGGCCAGCCUGACGGAGCAAAUCCUAAACUCUGUGCCUGGUAUCAAGUGCAACCCAGUCCAAGGAGCCAUGUAUGCCUUCCCUCAGAUCUUCAUCCCACCACCAGCAAUUCAGGAAGCCCAGUCUCUGUCUAUGGCUCCUGACAUGCUGUACUGCCUCAAGCUGCUGGAGGAAACUGGUAUCUGUGUGGUCCCAGGCAGCGGAUUCGGCCAGAAGGAGGGAACCUAUCACUUCAGAAUGACCAUCCUUCCGAGCCCAGAGAAGCUCAAAGUCCUCCUGGAGAAGCUUAAGGAGUUCCACCUCAGAUUCCUUGAGGAGUAUUCGCAACCGGAACCUCAGAUCACCAGCCAAGGCCAGCACAGAGAAAUGUCAAAGCAACCAGACUGAUGGCCCACAGGCUUACUCAGAAUGAUCUGUUUGAAUAGACAGCUUGUGUAAUGUUGAUAUUGCUUUGAGUUUACUCUUUGUUUUUAAGGAUUUGUGUUACAGAAAUGUGUGCCUUCCCCCCAGAGGAUAUUUAAAGAGGCAAUGAAUCCUCUACCAGUCUAGACGUGUGGCCCUCUCCCAAGAGCCCUGAAUAAGAGAAAAGACAGUAUAGCGACACAGGAAGUAGUUCUUUAUGCUCAUUGAUCUGUGCUGUGCGGCUUUGAGGUGAACUUCCACUGAGAACCUUGCAUUCAGCCAUCUGCUCUUUCCCUUCCACACGCAUCCUUUUCAUGCUUAGGCCAAGGAUUUCACACAUCAGCUUGUUACACACAUAUUAGGCGUAUGAGGAGUUGUGUGCCUCUGUAAAUGUCUCUGUAAAAGUGCAGCCACAGCGUUUUUCAAAUGUACUUUUUCUGUUUGUUUUGGUUAUGCCUUACAUAGCAUUAAAUAAUACAUAUUGUGCCACUGGUAUGUAGCCAUGGAGAGAGUUAGGUUUCAAUUGUUUUUAGAUAUCAGUCUCUAAGAAUUCUGCCUCCACUCUAGUACAGUGGAUCUGAAUGGUGUUUUUGUUAUUGUUUUAUUGUUUGUUUAUUGUUUUAUAGUGAUUACAGAAACUAAACCUAAACAACAAAACAGGUUUUUUUGCCCUCCAAAAUGACCACCAAAUCUUUUUUUGUUCUAUCAAAAAGUGACUAUAUUAAACGUGGCAUGAGUGUGUUCUGAUCAGUCGCCUCUGUGGUUACAGUUUGGUUUAGGAAAGUAAAACUACGUAAUGUUUGGAAAAGAUGUUGGUCAUGGUUGACUGUUGGUAGGAGACAGACAGGAUAUUAAAUCAGUCCCUCCAGGAAGUUGCGAUUGUAACAGUUGGCACAAACUUUGUUAAUCACUGCAACUUUACUGCAAUUUUCACCAAUCAGCAGUCCCUGGUGCAAAAGGUUGACCCAUACAUCACCAAACUACUAGCAAUAUUAUUCUCUGGAACAAGUUGCCUUUGAUUUUUAAUGAAUUAUACAAACAAAUAUCAACUAUUUUUACAAUUUGUACUUUCUCCUGCAAUUUCAUCUCAAAAAAGCCUAGAGACAUCGCAAGACAUUGCAUCAUAAUGUUUUACAAAACCAUUUUUGGCUGCAGCAAUGCCAAAAAAAGCUGCAAAAUCCUGGAGGGACUGUUCAGUGUUACCACAAUCAUAUCCUGGCUUGUUGCAAAGCCUUUGAAACAGCUUUUAGACUAUCAUGUAUGACGAUUUUACCAAAAUAUAAUUAAACCGUUAAAUAAAUGAAUGAAUAAAAUAAAUAAAAAAAUA